AUGUGUUAUGUGGGGAAAGCAACAAAGAUCUUCAUCUUCGUAGUGACAGUGUUGGUGGUUUUGGGUCUUGUCUUGGGAUUCGGACUGUUUCGUCACGGCCUCCAAAAGUCGCACAAAUGCUCCGGUGACUCUUGCCCUUCUCCCACUAAUGUCUUCCCUGACCCUAUAUCCAGCCCUAAUACACCACCAGGACCAGUCUCUUCCUCUUCCAACCCCCCUCCUCCUACCACUGGGUCUAACCAGCCCCCGUCACCUACAUUCAACCCUAGCCCUAACCCACCACCAAGCUCAGUUCCUACUCCUAAUCCGCCACCCAGCCCACCAAUUGGCACCCCUACUACUACUACACCCCCGCCUCCUAAUACUAACCCAAAUCCUCCACCACAAUUUCCUCCUUCUACUCCUCCACCGCCUGUUUCAAGUGCAGUGUUGGCGGUGCCACCCUACAAUCAGCCGAGUCCGGUGCUGGUGGCUCCAGGCCCUGUGCAUUCCUAG
Messenger RNA from Theobroma cacao (cacao), 495 nucleotides. Its product is annotated as proline-rich family protein. NCBI's taxonomy places the organism in Eukaryota, Viridiplantae, Streptophyta, Magnoliopsida, Malvales, Malvaceae. The record is from RefSeq and is a predicted model, not a curated record.